AUGGCAGACAGUGACUCAGAUACUGCAAGCUCAGUCGGCAGCAUCUUUGAGGACGCAAGCGAGCCAGAUACGACUAGCUUCAAAUGCCUCUUCUGCGACCAACAAUGGUGUCGCGUAUCGGACAUGGGAGAACAUUGCGCGACGGAACACAGUUUCAAUCUGCAUGAGACGAUCCAGAAGCUGGGACCCGACGCGGACGAGCUUACAAUCAUCAAAUUGAUAAACUACCUGCGAGUAAGGGCAAAGGAUGGCAUAGAUCCCAAGAGAAUUGACGUGUCACUAGAAGACGUUGCUAGCGACGACUACCUGCUACCUGUUCUGGAAGAUGACGCCCUUUUGUUCGAGCUUGGAGAUCUUAUGCCAGAUACGGAUUCCAAGCCUGUUGACUACAAUGACUUUGAAGCUGCGCUGCAUAAGGACAUGCCAGAGGACUUGUCAAAUAUCAAGCUUACCAAUGACCGGGACCAAGAUUAUUUUGAAUCAUACAAAGGCAACAGCAUCCACCGUGAGAUGAUCGAGGAUCGCGUGCGGACCGAGGGCUACCGAGAUUUCAUCGAAAAAAACUCCGAAAUAUUCGCUGGCAAGACCGUGCUAGACGUCGGAUGCGGUACUGGCAUCUUGUCGCUAUUUUGCGCAAGAGCGGGCGCGAAGAAAGUCUUCGCGGUCGACAACUCCGGCAUUGCUGUCCGAGCGAAAGAAAUUAUCGAGAAGAACGGAUAUCAACAGCGCAUCGAAGUAAUCCAGGGACGAGUCGAGGAUUUCAACACCCAGCGACUGAUCGGAAAGGAAAAGGUUGACAUUAUCAUCUCGGAAUGGAUGGGUUACGGUCUGCUCUUCGAAGGCAUGCUAGAUUCCGUGCUACGUGCGCGGGAUAUGUACUUGAAGGAAGGCGGCAUCAUGGUCCCCAGUCAUUGCAAUAUCCGCCUCGCACCUAUUUCAGAUGCGGAGUGGAUCGCAGACAGCACGAGCGAGAAGUUCUGGAACAACGUUUAUGGCUUCAACUUCUCGCCCAUGAUACCAGGCGGUCUGCUCAACACACAUGAGAUUGGUGUAUUCGAUGUACCAGAGAAAGCACUCUGCGGCUCUGCAACAUCACACCUCCUCGAGACGAAGACCGUGUCCGUCGAAGAUCUCAGCUUCACAACCCCUCUCCGGAUUACGCUCGAUCGCGACAUCACCUCACUCCACGCAAUUGCAAUCUGGUUCGACACCAUCUUCAUCCACCCGAGUAGCUCACAGGACGUCAAGAUGCUAGACACGGUUCAUUGGGGCAAGAACGGCAUUCCAGGCCUAGGGUUCUCGACCGGACCGAGUAAUACGCCGACGCAUUGGCAUCAAGCUGUCCUAUUACUCGAUAGGGAUAUUGCAGAGAAACAGGUACUUCGGAAGGGGACGGUGUUGGAGGGCAGCCUGACGUAUGCAAAGGAGAAAGGUGACGAUCGGGGGAUUACAGUUACAGUAGAGUGGAAAGGGCCGGGCGAUGACGGGGAGGUUGAGGGGAGGGUGCAGAGGACGAUGGCAUGA
Messenger RNA from Cucurbitaria berberidis CBS 394.84, 1524 nucleotides. Its product is annotated as histone-arginine methyltransferase CARM1. Gene Ontology annotation, molecular function: protein-arginine N-methyltransferase activity. The transcript has 2 exons. Lineage: Eukaryota; Fungi; Ascomycota; Dothideomycetes; Pleosporales; Cucurbitariaceae. The record is from RefSeq and is a predicted model, not a curated record. Gene Ontology annotation, cellular component: nucleus. The coding region runs from base 1 to 1524 and encodes 507 amino acids. Gene Ontology annotation, biological process: peptidyl-arginine methylation.